CUUGAAUCAUAACAGUACUCUCCUAAAAAAGGCGCCCCCCCUCCUAAUUUCCAAAAUAAUGUUAAAUUAAAAGAUAUACAUUUAAACGUGAUAUGUAAACGUGACCGCUUUCAACGCUGUUGUUAUGUCUGCAUGGCGACGAGGCCGGCAAACACAACUCAUCUCUGUUCGUACCGAUGCACGUGGAGUGGGGGGGGGUGUUGGAAUUUUGUAAACAGCUUACUACAGUAUUGGUGUAAUAAAGUGAAAGACAUGCACGGGCACACCACAAUGGUGAGAAACUACACCCACACUGAGGCGAGUUAUAUUUAUCAUCCAUAAUACAAGUGCGAGUGGGGUUGGUGGUGGUGGAGUUGUAGUGGUGGUGGAUCACGACUUUGGUAGGGAAUUUACAUUCUCCCUGACCCACAAAUACAUUCCCAUAUUUCCACACACACACGCGCACACAAACACGCCGCGGAGAGGUUCGGGCACGGCAAUCGUACGUAGGCUUUCGCGAGCGGCACGAGGCGCUUUAUAGUUCCCCGAGCAACGCCGCGUUGUCGACGGAGCGUCCAUUCGCGUAAACAAAUUGAAGGCGAGCGCGCGACCAAACGCAACGCGGCCGCGCCGGCUCCUCCCCGCGCUCUCGGGCGGCCGCCCGACGCUAAGCGAGCGGACACAGCCGGCGGGGGCCACGCGACAUCGCCACAAAGGCGGCGAAGGAGAUUAAUCGCGUGGAUAAGCGGCGGUGGGAAGAGGAGGAAGACGAAAAGACGUGAGGAUGUGGCGGUGGUCGGGGGGAGGUGUGAGGAGGGAGGCGGCCAUGACGCAGACGCGGCCGCGCCGAGGAGGGCCAGCCGGGGGCCACUGGACAGAGUCGUCCGCCGCCCUUUGAACACUGCCGCAGGCCCGGCCUCUCUGGACAUGUCCAUCUGUGACGUUCAAGGCACCUUCAGCGGCAGGAACCCGUCCUCGGGGAGAUGGUGCGAAGCCGAACGGACGCCCGACCUCGCCACGCCACCAUACGGCCUCUCACCGAGCCCCCUGUCGCCGGUCGUCAAGCUCGAGUUCGUGCCGGAGCCUGCCGACGUCAAGCUCGAACUCGUGCCGGAUAGCGGCAGCGUCGGCGUCGGCGUCGGCGGCGCGGAGCUGAUGGCGAACGAAGGCACCCGGAGUUCGGGGUCGGCGCCUGAUGUCAAACCGGGAGUGGUCGGCCGCGAGCCCAUGCGGAGGAGCAGCAGGACGGCCGUGGCCAUGGCCGCGGCGACAGCAGUGGCAAAAGCGGCGGGGGCAAAAUCGGCGUCGUUAUCGCAACAGCGGCGGCAACAGCAGCACCAGCAACAACAUUACCAGCAGCAGAAACACCAGCAGCAACAGCCGCAGCAGGCUGGCGAAACAGUAAAGCGGUGCUUCCCGUGGUCGGACGACGAGUUCCGCGCGUGGCAGGGCCGCGCCAAGUGGCUGUUCCGCAGCCAGGAGGGCAUCGGCUGCGCCAUCUGCAGGGAGGCGAGCGUGGUGGUCUACAAGCGGCAGGGGGUCUUCCUUGCCAAGGAGUGGCGCGCCGGCAUGGUGUGGGCCAAGGACAAGAAGAAGCUGCGCAAGAAAGUGUACGAGCACCGCGACACUAAGGCGCACCGCCAGGCGAGCUAUAUCAGCGCCGUCCACGAGACGACGCAACCGGCCCCUCGCGCACCGGCACCGCCGCCGCCUAGGCACGUGGUGGACUCCAAAAGCAGGCUGUUCUCGGAGACGGAGCGCGCCUUCCGCACGGCAUACCUCGUGGCCAAGGAGGACCUCCGCGCCUGCCAGCACGAUUCCCUCUGCGCGCUGCAGGGGCUCAGCGGCGCGCGGCUCGGGCGGGCGGGCGGCACGCACGGCUGCCUGCGCGUCAUCGCUCACGUCCGCGCAGAGAUGGAGGCCAAGCUGACGGCGCACCUGGUGGGCGGCGCCGACUGCUUCUCGGUGCUCGUCGACGGCUGCUCGUUCGCGCGCCGCCGCUUCGCCGCCGUGCUGGUGCGGGCGCGCGUCGGCGCCGCGGCGUCCGUCGACAACGCGCUGCUCGACCUCGUGCGACUCCCCGACGGCGGGAGCGCCGAGGAGGCGGCGCGCGCCGUGGUGCGCCGCCUCGAGGACAAGCUGGGCCGCGCCGCGCUCGACGACAAGCUGCUGGCCGGCGCCAGCGAGGGCCCAUCGGCCGACAUCCCCGCCCUGCGCGGCAUCGGCGCGCACUUCCAGAAGGCGUUCCCGCGCCUCCUGCUGUGGCUGUGCUGCGUGGCGCACAGGCUGGAGCAGGACGCGUCGCGCUGCCUGCUGGCGAGCGGCGCCGCCGACCGGCUCGGCUCGCUGGUGACGGCGUUGGCCGAGCUGUGCGCGCGCUCGCCGAGGAACGCCGGCGAGCUGGCGGCGGCGGCGCCAGACUUCGGCGCGGAAGUGGCGCGCGUCGCCGCCGUGACGCCGGCCGACGGGCGCCACGCGGCGUCGACGUUCGCGUGCGCCCGCGCCGCGUGGCGCGGCUACACGGCGCUGCACACGCACUUCGCCCGCGCCUCCGCCGACCCGUCGCGCGCGCCCGACGAACGGGAGGCGUACCGGCGCCUGCGCGGCCGCCUCGAGAGCGCCGCGUUCGUGCGGCACCUGGCGGCCGCCAAGGACGCGCUGCGCGAGCUGCGCGCGCUGGCCGCCGCGCUGCAGGACGCACGCGCCACCGCGUGCGACGCGCUCUGGGCCGCGCGACGCGCCGUCGCCGCCGUCGCGUCCCUGCGGGAUGGCGGCGGCAAGUCUUUGAACAGGGCCGAGCGGCGGCUGGCCGACGGCCUCUUCAAGGGCGUGGUGGUGGACGACGACGACGGCGGCGACGACGGCGGCGGCGGCGGCCGGCUGGACACGGCGCGGUUCUACCAGACGCUCGUCAACGGCCUGACGGCGCGCUUCCCCGUCGACGUGUUCGAGCUCGUCUCCGUGCUCGACCCCGAGCUGUGGAAGCAACGGCAGGACGAGGACAAUGCGGGGGAUGGGAAGCGGCCGCCCUCCUCCGAGGAGGACGAGGUGGCGCGCCUCGCCCGGCGGCUGCGCCUGCCGCCGCUCGACUGCGCCUCGCAGUUCCGUAGCCGGCGGCGCGGCGCGGCCGUGCCGGAGGGCGGCGCGCUGAGCAAGCUGGAGGUGGCGAUCGCCACGCUGCCCACGUGCAGUGCCGAGUGCGAGCGCGUCACCGCCGCGCUCGCCGACGUGGCCGCGUCGCGCCAGCGCGCGGACUCUCUCCUCGACCGUCACCAGCAGCGGCGGCGGCGGCAGCAGCAGCAGCAGCAGCAGCGCCGCCGGAACCGCAAGCAGAACCGCCGGAUGUAUGGCAUCAUCAAAGAGGAAGAGGUCGACGACGAUGAUGACGUCGAUGACGACGACGAGGAUGACCUGGAUGAGGACGGCGACGAGCACCUGGCCAACGUGCUCUGGAUCAAGUGCAACGGCCCCCCGCAGGAGUGGUUCGACGCCAGGCCGCUGGUGCGCUCGUGGCUGCUGAAGCAGCAGAACGCGGAAGAGCGCAGGGACCGGGCAGUGGAGUGCGGCGGCCCCUGCAUGGAGCCGCGCGAGCUCUGGACGCUGCUGUCCUAGCGGGAGGAAGCGGGCGGGCGAGAGAGAGAGAUAGAGAGAGAGAUAGAGAGAGAUAGAGAGAGAUAGAGAGAGAUAGAGAGAGAUAGAGAGAGAUAGAGAGACGCGUGGCCCGGGAAGCAGACGGCUCUCGUCUUGUGGGGCGCCACAGUAGCGAGACGUUAACUACCUCGCCUGGUGUGCAGGAGGUCCAUCGUGAAGUUUUUUUUUGGUUCGAUAUCGCGAAUAUAAAUGCGUCGUUAACACCACCACCACUCGACAUCACCUUACCCUGGAAAAUCGCCUGGUGUAAUCACCAGCCAAACGUAGUAUUCAAAUUGUCAAUUUUGUGGGUUUACUCUCCUACACACCGGUGUGCUGAACUAGUAAUUAUAAUUGGCAUGUUUUGUUUACGUGAAAAACCUUACUAAUUGGCUGUAUCGGAUGGUGGUGGGUUCACGACACA
Petromyzon marinus (sea lamprey) is the source of this 4033-nucleotide messenger RNA. RefSeq lists its product as uncharacterized. The record is from RefSeq and is a predicted model, not a curated record. Lineage: Eukaryota; Metazoa; Chordata; Hyperoartia; Petromyzontiformes; Petromyzontidae.